AUGGAUCGGCGCGCAGCACCCAGACGGAAAAGAUUAAUACUAGCAGACGAGGUUGAGCCUCAUGAUAACAGAUCGAAGAGAUCUCGCACAUGCGAUACGGCCAGCGAUGCAGUACCAGAGAGUCCGACGUCUUGCCCCAGUCCUCUGAACCCGCCAGUUCGAACCGGCCUCGCGACACCAGAACCCAGCAACUUGUCCGAAUGCGAAGCUGCGCCAUCGUACCCGACAGUCGACGACGUCCUCGAAUCUCCCUUUCCAUUCAUGAAGCUUCCCGCCGAACUUCGCAUCCACAUAUACCACAUGGCGCUCGUGCGCGAGGAACCGCUCCUCCUCCAUGCUGACCGUGCUCCCGAGAAGCCUGACGAAGACGAGUUUCCUCCUGCGCCCACGCCCGUCCUACGCAGAGUAUGGUUUCACGGGCCGGAGCAGCGACCAUACUUGAAUCAGCGAGGGAGAGGCCAGAGUCCAGGGCCAGAGCGCAUCCCACUGAGCGACCCUAUCAUUCCAGAGAUCUUGCGAUUGAAUAAGCAGAUAUAUAAGGAGGCGCGGCAAGUUCUGUACAGCGAUAAUGUGUUUACGCUCAGCUUGACAAGCGGCAUACAUACGCUUUCGACGUUGCACCAGCGCUCCCGCAGCCUCAUCAAACACGUCGUUCUUACAAUACCGUCGCAUCACGAUAUCCUCGAUGGAUUUGCCGACCUCGUCCGCUUGGGCCUGCGCUACUGCUGGGGUCUCAAAACUUUCAAAAUCAUCCUGCAAGCCAGCCUGCCUGACGACGGGAGGAUGACGGGAGCAACAAGCGUAUACGCAAAUGCGUUUCAUAUAUUGAGAUGGCUGCCGCGAGGCUGUAAUGUAGGCCUCGAAGGCAAUGUUAGCGAUACGGUUAAGAAGGUUGUGGCUGAGGAAGGCAGACUGCAGGCUGUGCUUGAUGAAGCGAGUUACCUCAAGAGGCAGCAUCAGAUGCCUGAACGGCACUAG
Bipolaris sorokiniana ND90Pr is the source of this 978-nucleotide messenger RNA. RefSeq lists its product as uncharacterized. The transcript has 2 exons. Lineage: Eukaryota; Fungi; Ascomycota; Dothideomycetes; Pleosporales; Pleosporaceae. The coding region runs from base 1 to 978 and encodes 325 amino acids. The record is from RefSeq and is a predicted model, not a curated record.